Molecule: messenger RNA, 5933 nt
Organism: Zootermopsis nevadensis
Lineage: Eukaryota; Metazoa; Arthropoda; Insecta; Blattodea; Termopsidae
Product: putative glutamate receptor
Cellular component (GO): membrane
Molecular function (GO): ligand-gated monoatomic ion channel activity
Source: RefSeq, a predicted model, not a curated record
UUAACAUUAUGGCACACAUUGGUUACAGAAUAAGAGCAAGAACUCUAUAUUAACUCAAGUCCCGUCGUUCCCUUGAUUAAAUCUUUAUACACUCUCUUUGCCAACAUGAUGUAUUCUUCAAUAUCUUUCGCAGUAUAAAUUCGUCUAUGCAUACACAAUUUCGAAACCUUUAUGUUAUCAGUUGUACUUAAAUAAACUAAAACGAAGCUUCUAUUCUUUGGCCCGACACUAGAUAUAGUGAGCUGUAAACUUCAAGCUCUCGUCACUUAAUGUACGUUAGAGCAACACACGGUAAUUACUGAGAAGAAUUCUGGCGCGUCAGUGAAAAGAAGAGAUCCAACCGUCCAGGACUUCCUAUCGAUAGCCAGUCUCUUGCCGAAUGGGAUAACCACCGGAUAAAGAAAAACAAAUUGAAGAAAUAGAUUUUAAACUCCAUGCACCGCUGAGGCACACUGACUUCGUCUCUCACUGCUGUGUAAUAGUAACGCGGCAUGUGGACAGCUAGUGCCUUGCUCUUCACGACAAUUCUGUUCUGGAGUGCCGGACUGGACCGCCAACGUCUGAAGAAGAUUGCCGAAGUAGUAUUUACAGUUCAGCGGCAUUUGCACUCAGGAUGUGUGUCGCUGUUACUUUCCUCAGCAUUAGAGGGAACUAACGCUAACCUCGUGUUAGUGAAGUUGCUGUCUGCAAAAGGAAUUACCACUACGACAUUGUGCAUCUCGACUCUGAACGUCACACAUGACGACACAAAUUGCCGACUUAAUCGCCCCCUUUACGUCAUGACACACGAUGCAACGCUGGAAUUAAAACAACUGACAGCCACAAUGAGUCCCACGGGUCCAACGUGGCUUUUGUUCUCGGACUCUGCGCUGAAGCUGGACCAUCUUUUCACUGAUGUCUAUAUCCCAUUGGACUGCGAGUUUUUAGUAGCACGCGAGGAUCUAGCGGGAAACGUAACACUGCAUGAGGUUUACCGGAUGAAUAGGACAAUGCCUCUUAUGAACCUCCAAGUUGCCGUCUGGAGCCCCCAAUUUGAUGUCUUGUGGGAUAACAGAUCGCUGUACGAGCGGCGAAACAACUUGUAUGGCGUCACCAUCAAAGCUACAACAUUUGAGAAUCCGCCUAAUGUUGAGCCAAAGUACAACGCAGACACUGUAGAGAUCGGAGGAACGUUUGGAAGGGUGUGGUCCAUCCUUUCAGAAGAACUGAACUACACAACUGAAGUGUACUUGCCGGAAGUCAAUGGAGCGGGCGCAUCGUCCGGAAACGGGACUUGGAGCGGAGUGAUACAGCUUCUAGUGGAUGGGACGGUGGACGUUGCUGUGGGAGAUGUCACCAUGACGUCUCACCGAGCCUCUGCCAUCGACUUCAGUGUGCCUCUGUUAAUAAGCAGAGUCUGCAUCUUCAUUCGAAGACCCGAAUCUUCCUACCAAGCGCUGAAUAAUAUCUUGGCUCCAUUCAGCUCCGAACUGUGGUUCACCAUUCAGGGGGCGAUGGUUGGCCUUGCAGCUUGUCUGUCCCUUGUUUAUCACGUGGGGCGAAGGUAUGAUGGCCUCGAGAGACCGGAUCUCUACACGCUGCCACAAGCACUGCUUUGUGUUUUCGAAAUAUUCUGUCAGCAAGGCCACGACGAGACGCCCCGCUCAUGGUCCUGCCGUCUCAUAUACUGGGUAUCCUACAUGGCAGCCGUGGUGCUGUUCGCCGCCUACUCUGGUGCUCUGGUAUCGUUCCUCGCCAUGCAGCGCGUCGAACCGCCCUUCAGAACGCUCAGAGGCCUGAUGCAGCAUGGCGGCUAUCGCGUAGCCACUGUGGCCAACUCGGCGCACUUCAACAGCUUCGACCAAACCACAGACGAGACGAUGCGGAACAUUUAUGAGAAGAUGUUUGACAAGAACCUUCCCAACACCACGUUAGAGGGACUGAAAAACUUAUGUUCCAUUAAAAAUUAUGCAUUCAUGACGACGUACGAUACCGUGUUGUUGUUCUGGAAAAAUGCCAACUGCAGUUUCAUGGCGCUGAAGGAGGCCUCCUUCCCCGAGACUCUCAGCAUCGCUUUCAGUAAAGGGAGCCCCUACCUUGGAGUAAUCAACUUCAAGUUGCAACAGAUGCGUGAUACGGGUGUCCUAUAUCGCAUACUCAAUAACGCGUGGUCCAGUGAGGCAAACGACGACAGGGCGUUAUGGACCAGCGUCAGUAUAGAUGCACUGACACCGAUGUUUAGCAUCCUAACAAUAGGCAUCCUGCUGGCUACAGUGUUGAUGAUCCUGGAGAGACAGGCGUUCUACCUGGUGCAGAGGCCGGGAAAACGCCAAAGGAGCGGCCAUCCGCAAACCAGGAACGGCGCGGAUUUCUAUUCAUGCAAGCUGACAUUCUUGUUUCCUAUGAUGGUGGUAAGAGCUCUUGGAGUUUUAUUCCUCGCCAUGUUGACAAGUUCCCCAACUUCAGAAAUGUGUGGUAAGAUGACAGCAGGGGUGAUAAAGGAUUUAGGAAAGUUGUUCCAUUCAGGAGGAGCGUAUUUUUUGGUUUCUUCAGAACAAGUUGCUGAAGACUGCUGGUCCAAUACGGUGAGACUGCUCACUAAUGAACAUAUGCCGACAGCAAUAAUAAGAUUUGAACAAGCUUUCCUUAUUCCAUUCCCGCCAGAGAGGAUGUCUGUCUACGUGAUGUACUCUGUUGGCAUGGAAGAUAUAUCUGCAAUGCAAGAGCUUCUGGCUAUGUUCGACAUGCAUUUGGCAGUAUGGCUGCUGUUUCUCGAAGACAACGUCUCGGUGGAGUACUAUUUCAGUGGAGUGCACGUGCCUUUCAAUUGUCGCUUCCUGGUGGCGAAAUGUACAGGCGAGACCGUUCAGCUGACAGAGGUCUACCGUGUCACCUCCAGCCACCCGUUGACUCUGAGACACUACGGGGUUUGGAAGCAGGACCAUCCCUUAUCCUUAAAAGGGAACUUUUACGACGGCAGAAAUAAUCUACAAGGACUCAGCAUGAGGGCCAUCUCUAUGAACAACCUUCCCUACUCCGUCAUGGAAAUGGAAAACAGCAGCUAUAAACUGCGUGGAUCGAUAGCACCAAUAUGGCGAAUGAUGGAAGAAACACUGAACUUCACUACUGAGUACCAGUUCUCAGAGGACAAUUUUGCGGGGUCCCUCGCCGAUAAUGGAUCCUGGCGUGGGUUGAUCGGCGUGUUGUCGAGACAGGAGAUAGACGUCGCCGUCUCUGCUAUAACGAUGACCCCGAUGCGAACCGAGGUUGUGGAUUUCACCCUACCCAUCUUCCUCAACAGCUACAAGUUGUUCAUCCGACAACCCAAUGCGGUCGACGUGGACUGGGGAAAUUUCUUGGCGCCAUUUCACUCCAGUCUCUGGCUCAGCAUUCUGGUGAUCAUCUUCGUAGUUUCAGUCCUGGUAGAAGCCUGUCACCGACUCGUUCAGCGCUUCGGGAACUCUAGUGCCGAGUGGCAGCAUCGCCCUUUCUUCCAGGACUCGCUUUUCCACGUCUUCUCGGCGUUUUGCUCGCAAGGCCAUGACAUGACAUACAGGACGAUGUCUAUCCGCGUGCUGUUCCUGGCCGCUCACAUGACAGCGGUGGUACUGCUAGCAGCUUACUCUGCUGGCCUCAUCUCAUCUCUCACCAUGCAAACCAUGAACCUGCCAUUCUCCACCUUCGAGGAACUGUUGAACGACGGUACUCAUGCGGUCGGUGUUGUCAACAAUUCAGCAGCAAUAUGGCUCUUCAGCGAAACAAAAGACCCGUUGCUAAGAGAGGUCUACACGGAACUGAUUGCCUCAGACCCAGAGAACUUUCCAUCUACGACCCUUGAAGGGAUGCGACGUGUGUGUUCCAUAAAAUUCGCCUUCUUAUCGCAGAUGUCACGAGUGCAAAACAUCAGACACGAUAUCCCUUGCAAGAUAGUUGACCUUCCUGCCACCUCCAUAACGGUUAACCUUGCCAUCGCUUUCACGAAAGGCAACCCAUACAGAGACGUCAUAAACCACAAUUUGCGGGGGAUGCGAAGAGCGGGGAUACUUCAGAAGCUACAGCUAGAUUACGGCACGAAGGGGCAGCGGGUGGCGGUCAGGAACGACCUGGAGAGCGUGAACCUGGGUGACGCGGCGCCGCUACUCGUCGUGUUGGGGGUCAGCGUGCUUGUGGGUGUGUUCCUGCUCGUGCUAGAGCGCAAGGCGCGUCGGAUGAUGAUGUGCCGCUCCUACGUCACAGACCAGUCCAGUCGGCUUGGGACAAAUAGAAACUGGCCCUCUUGAAGUUGUUUCCUUACUGCUUUCUUCCAUUGAAGAGUUUGCACUACAGUAUCAUCGCAACGAAUCGACUUCCUCGUUCUUAGUUCAGCUGGGUCAAAGGCGAGGUUAUGAUAUCGUUCUGAGUGAUAGAUUAGACCUCGUUUGCCUCAGUGAGUGUCGGGUGGAAGUUAAUGAACUGAAAUAAUCCAAGAAGUCUAGCGUUAGAGAAUGUUUUCUCUAAAAUCUUACGUGACUACCCAACGAAUAAACCCGGACCUUCAUGAUGUGAAAAGACUGGGUUUGAACUGUUUCUUUGUCGUUGGGUUCAAAUGACGAAAUGAAACCAACAAAGACAGAGCUGAAAUUGUUAAAAUAAAUCUUACAUUAUUUAUGUGCGAUGAUCCAACUAAUUUUGAAAUAAUAUUCUGCUAUUCAGUUGGAUUUAUUUAAUCGAUCAUAUGACUGGUCGGACUUACCAAAUUAUUUAAAUAUUUAAUUAUUUAUUGUCUAACUGAUUAGUUGCUUUGCUGAUUCAUUGAUACACUCGCUGAUUGAGUGAUUGGUCGUUGAGUGAUUGGCAUGUCAGUCUGUGCCUGCGUUAUCAACUGCAAAUUUUGUUAGGAAUAGAAAAGAAUUAAAGUUAUUCGUGAAUGAUGAGUUAACAGAGAUCCGAAUGGAGUGGUUAAUGCCUAUUUCAAUGUUGGCAUUUGGCUAAUGAGACGGGAAAACUACGAAUAACCCCAAUAAUGACAAUUACCGUUUAUUCGGACAUUUUAACUUUGUACCUUCCCAAUAGAGUUUAACCGUGAACUUUCUGCUCCGAAGGCAAUCUUAAUAAAUUCGUGAUCCGGAUUUGACGAAGAAACGACGUAGUUUUGAUGGAGUGGUCGUACUACUGACCGCUGAAAUAUUUGGAUCUAGGGUUCUAUUCUUGCUCGAGGGAUGCAUAUUUGUACGCAUUGUGGCAUGCGUCUACAAGGAUUACAGACUUCUGCAUCCAUAACUAAACAACUGACAAUGAGAAUUAGUUAGGAAUAAAGCAACAAAUAAUUUUCAGAUUUAAAAAAUAAACAAAUGUAUAGAGAACGAAAGUUUUGUCACCCACAAUUUCUUGUAUUUUAUUAACAAUAAGAAUUCUUUUGGACCAAUAUGCGUCGGUCAUAUAAACCAACUUCUGGCUCUGUGUAUAUUGUAACCGAAGCAAAGUUACAUAAAAUUGUGAGUAUAAUUAUACAAAGCUUGACAUCUAGUCAUACAAUAAAAUUAUUUUGAAAUAUUCUGGUUAUACAGAUUACAAUGUUUGUCUGUUUUAAGAUUGUAAACUUAAUUAGCUGAGCGACUAAUAGCGUCAUCAUGAAGUUACUUAGACCAAUAUUACACAUUUCAUAUGUUGUUUUGUUUACCUUUUGAUGUUUCAUGUAGGGCUAACGUCCUUGUAUGUGAGAGGCCUACCAAAGUUACUUUAUGUCGAAGUUGAUAAAUAAUGGUAUAGCCAGUAUGAAUAAUAUGAAAAUGGCAUUGCUGUAGGGAACUUCUUCUAAUGCCUACCAUAAAUUCCACCCAGUUUAGAUCACAACUCUGUAUGUUGUGAAGUAGUGCACUAUUCGAUAGGCAAGUACGACUAUUCUGAUAAGUUUUUACUAUUUUGUUCAAGUUCCUUGUACGAAUCCCAAAUAAAUGCCUUCAUGUAGACGCUAA